This is a messenger RNA of Nothobranchius furzeri (turquoise killifish), 5928 nucleotides long. Its product is annotated as homeobox protein Hox-D9b. Gene Ontology annotation, cellular component: nucleus. The record is from RefSeq and is a predicted model, not a curated record. Gene Ontology annotation, biological process: proximal/distal pattern formation; embryonic skeletal system morphogenesis; regulation of transcription by RNA polymerase II. NCBI's taxonomy places the organism in Eukaryota, Metazoa, Chordata, Actinopteri, Cyprinodontiformes, Nothobranchiidae. Gene Ontology annotation, molecular function: RNA polymerase II cis-regulatory region sequence-specific DNA binding; DNA-binding transcription factor activity, RNA polymerase II-specific.
UGGUUGAAACUGAACAAAGUCAACAUGAACACUCAUCAACUUUUCAAGACAUUUUUUCCAAAUAAAAGUUCAGGAUAAGGGUAAAAAUCAGAUACUUUUUGUUUUUAAGUACAUAAGAAAUUCCUAUAUGUUCCCUAAAAAUGUCCAGAUCACCCAGAAUGCUGCAGAGUGAGUUCCAAAGUAACUCAUGUCUGGCUGCUUCAGUUUAAAAUCCUUCUGUCCUGUUAUCACACCACUAAAACACUCCAGAUGAAACAGACCUCUGACUUUUCUAACAGCUCUGGAAUCAGUUUGGGUGAGGGGAAGCAAAAAGCUCCCUGCUUUUUACACAAAAGUUAUUUUUAUUGCACAUUGUUUGAUUUUCAGUUUAUAAAAAGAAUGCUAGUUUAGUUUUCUUCUCCUAAUUAUUUUUAUAAUCUAUUUGUUUUCUUCUAUCCCCCAUUUUAUAGACCUUUGCUUUUUUAAAACUGUACAAUCAGUGCUUUUUUGUUUUGUUCUAUUCUUCUCUUUGAGAUUUACUCGUGUUUUAGGUGCACAAAUAAAGCUGAGCUGAGUUCUCGAGAUUAUCAAAAUUCAGCAAAAAACAAGACAUAAGGAAGUAAAAUUUUACUAAACAAAAUAGUUUUAUUUUAAAUUUGACUAACUCUUUUUAACUUUACUUUUAUCGAAAAUCUGUUUGCAUCUCCUCAAGCUGCAUACAUUUAUUCUGAAAUGUAGGGAAAACUGUUUUUCCUUCACCCAUCCAAUAGGGGCGCUAUGACUGCACAGUAAGCUUUUACCAAUGUUAAAGAGAGGGAGGAAGAAGGGAAAUCUACUUUCAGCAGUUUUUUUUAAUGUCAGCACAUUUUUAAAAUCUGCAAAAGUUCAAAGAUUAAUCUAAAACUGUAGAUUAGAAAAAACUGUAGAUUAAAAAAUUUCAAAUAGGUUUCUGCGGAACAACUUUUAUUCUGAGCGGUGAUUUAGAAGCUUUUUUUUGUCCAGUGGGUCAACUCAUCAAGUUAAAAUUAUUCAUGGGUAACAAAAGAAAAGGAAUAAAUGAAAUGUGAAACUUUGUGUUUAUGUUAAAUUACAAAGUAAACAUACAUUAUUUCAUUUCUCAACAAAGAAAGUCAUUUUUUCCCUUUUAUUGCCCUUUAAAUUUAUUGGUCUCAAAAAUAGGUUUUGGUAAGCACCAAAGAAGAAAUGGGUCACUUGCUGUAGCACACAUAUAUUUUAGUAAGUCAUGGAAUGUUGUAAUUUAAUUUAGCAGGAAAUUUAAAUAAAAGCAAAAUGCAUGCUAAAUAUAUUGUAAAUUAUAAAUUGCUAUGUAUCGCAGUUAAACUUUUUCACUGAACUUGUAUUGUUUGCUUUUCUCUUUAAAUUACUGCUCAAAAUAAUGUUAUCAUGUCCGUCUUCUUGCAUGAGACUAAAUCACUAAAUAUUUUUAAAUGGAAGCUGUUUUGGGGUCAGUAUUCAUCCAAAAUGUCUUGUCAGAAUGAAAGUCUAUUUCUCCAAACUGAGGUUGUUCUUCAUUAAUACUUUAGAAACAAAAAGGUCUGGUUUAGCCUCACAGCUUAGUGAACAUGUGCACUCAGAAAACAAAUCUAAGCUUUUUGGCUCUUAAAAAACUCUUGAGUUGAUAGAAAUACAUGUUAUCCUGUUUAUCUUAAAACCACGUGACUUAAAUUAAGACACUAGUCUUAGUUUAUCUAAAAAACAUUUUAUUUACCCAUUUUCUUUUAUUUUCCUGAAAACACAUUUAUUUGCCACUUUUUGGUUUAAUCCGUACAAAACAACAGUUGGCACUACUGACAGAAGUCUUGUUUGGGCAGAUCAGAUUUGUUUCGCUUUCAGCUCAGAUUGAACAAACUGCCUCAGAAAUGUUUGUCAACCUUGAGAGAAAUGGAGAAAAUCCCACAAUAGUUUCAUUCUGAGAUGAUUCUUUACUUGGAACAAGUCAAGAAGAUGAUAAUUCAACUCGCGUUGUAUCAUAAAACAAACUCCUUCUCUAUUAUUAAACUUGGUUUAAUAAAAGGCUGGACUCUUCAGACUGCAGUAAUGAAAUUAUCCAUUCAGGUGCGUCUGCAGCAGGCCCGCUACACAAAAGACGGAUGUGAUUUAUUUCUUUACUGACUGAAUACAGUCUAACCAUGUGAUCCUCGGUGUAACCAAUUGGCAGCCGAGAGGACGGUGAGAGCAGGAAAAAAAUUACUACCAUUUUAGGGGAGGAUGUAAGCUACUACCAGCCCAUCCUGCGUUUUACAGGCGCACUUAAGUGUCUUUUUAUUGAAAUAAUAAAAUAAACAUGUCGCUAACGAAUUAUUAUUCCAUGAUGGGGCUCCAGACCGAGGAGCCGUACGGUGCGCAUUUCAUCCCGGGAGGCUUGCAGGGCUCGACGGCCGGUUGCGCAAAGCCAGCCCGCGGAGCGGAGGAGGGGACCGCUCCCUCCAACAUCCCGGAUUUUUCACACUUUUCCAACAAAGCGAGCCUAAAUGGGUUUUCUCCCUGGACAAACACGUCUUCCUCUUCUUCGAUGUCUCCCCAGCUGCAGUCCGGCCCCGCUGCGUCCAUCCCCGGCCUCUUCCAUCCACACCACCUCCUGCACCACCGCCCGUACUACGACCCACAGGCGCCGAGCCACGCCGAGCACCUCGCGUCCGCGGCGGCGUCCGAAAGUAGGUUCGUCCGCUGUUGGGAGGUGGCGAGCCCCGCCACGGAGACCACCUUCCCCACGUGUCUCCCCGCUCAGGGGGACCUCUCCGAUCCGAGCCCGACCUAUGAGGCAAUAAAACCCGAAAGCUCACCGCCAUCCCACGACAACGCCGACGAGUCCAGUCCGGCUGAGUUGGUCCUGGAGCGGCUAGGGACCGCGGAGGAGCUGGGGAAGAAGGCUGAGCCGAAGAAGGAGGAAGAGGAGAGGAAUACACCGCAGCUCGCCCCGGAAAAUCCAGCAGCCAGCUGGAUCCACGCCAAGUCGACCCGGAAGAAGCGGUGCCCGUACACCAAGCACCAAACCCUGGAGCUGGAGAAGGAGUUCCUCUAUAACAUGUACCUGACCAGAGAUCGGCGCCUAGAGGUGGCAGGACUCCUAAACCUGACAGAGAGACAGGUGAAAAUCUGGUUCCAGAACAGGAGGAUGAAGAUGAAGAAGCUGAUGAUCCGGGAGAGGAGGAGUAUCAAUGAUUGAUGGCUCUGCUGUAUUUUUUUAGUUGUUUUUUAGAGGAGGGGGAUCUUCAUGUUGGAUGAGACGGUUCGAGCUUGUAGCUGAUUUAAGAAAAAGCAGAGAAGCAACUGUUAAAAUCAGCUGUAACUUGGAAAACUGCAGCAGUGGAGACUGGAUGUGUUGUUACACUUCCUUGAAAUUCCUUAUUUUUACCUCUUUUUACGUGUGAGUGUGUUAGCGCACACGCGCUGUGUAACACCCACGUGUGUGUGUGUGUGUGUGUGUGUGUGUGUGUGUGUGUGUGUGUGUGUGUGUGUCUAAAGAACCCUUAUUUGCAUGGGUCAAAAUAAGGGCACUUUGCAACUUGAGGUUGUUGCAAAUAAAAAAACACACCACGGUUUAUGAGGAGAAUAAAAACGACUAAAUCAGAAACAGUUAAAAUCAAUGUUUUUGCUCAUUUCAACACACAUCUGUUUCUGAUUUGGUUGCAUAUUUGGAAACACUUAAGACAGACUUGACUUUUGUUUUACGAUUUAUUUUUGAGAAUUUAUUGAAAAGUCAGCCACAUGAAACCAGGGUUUACCGCAGGAACUCAAAGAUAAAUCCUCUAAAUGAUCCUAAAAUGCUACAAAUAUUGAUGGUAAAUGAAAAAUAUAUAUAUAUGAAGAUAUACAAGGGUGAUGUGAUGGGUUUUCAGUUAUAAAAGUAUUCUUUCCAGUUGUAGAUUUUUAAAACAUAUCACUUUUUGUAUUAUUUCUAUGAGUUAAUAAUGACACAAUGUUGGUAUUAAUCAUAAACAACAAACCUACAAAAAUGUGUUUUUGUAUUAAAGUGCUAAUUUAGCACAUGUACAUGUUAAAGGAACAAAGAAAACACAGUUUGAGUCUAAACGGGUCACAAAAACAAGAAAUAUGUUUUAGAUGUAAUUAAAUUGUUUACAUAAAAUGAAUAAUGGUAUUCUGGUUCAUAAAUGAAUCAGACUAAAGAAGACAUUAUGAGUUAGCCAUUAGACGAUUGAAAAGACGAUGAUGCUUUUUGCAAAUUAAAUACUUCAUUAAAUAAUAAUUUUAAAAAGCACUCAAAUAUAUCCAAAAGCUAUGAUUGGUUUGGGAAAAGUUAUUUACAAUUGGAAAAUGCUGCUUUUGAACUUUUUGGAAUUAUGAACACAGGAGGCAGAGACUUAAGACCUAUAAAACAGAUGAAUUUUAAAGUAGAACCCACAGAGGAGAACACAUGUCAGAGACUGGAAUGCUGUAACGUCUGAGAAUGAAAACAUCUGAAAACAAAUUAUAACUCGUUACACAAACAGAUGAUCCAAACCUAAAACAGGAAGUAGUUCAAGAUGGCUGAGAGGAGGUGAACACGGGCGACUUUCUGAGGAAAGUCUUAUUUUAAAUAAACAAUGAUAAAUGAACCACAUUUGUAUGGAGCCUUUCAGAGUCAGAGGACUCCAAAGCACUUUACACUACAGUGUAUCAUUCAUCCAAUAACACACACAUUCACACGCUGGUGGAGAUGAGCUACAAUGUAGCCACAGCUGCCCUGGGGUGCACUGACAGAUUUAACUGCAAAAAGACAUCCCUGAUCACACGAUCAGUGCAUCUCUGUCACAAUGUGGAGAAAAAAAGCAUGCAGCCAUCUUUGCUUUGUUGCUCAGUGGCCCUAAGGGACCAAACCGUCCAGACUUGGUACUUACAAAAACAAAAUCCGUUUAGCAGUCUGACGUAUGGAGGCGUCACUGUUUUACACCCGAAAACAAAAAUCUGCUCAUUUUUCCAAGAUGAGAAGAUGCAACAAAGUUUUCAACACACACAUCCUCCAUUUUUUAUUAGAAUACGGGGAUGUGUUGGCAUUGAAGUGCGAAUAUUGAUGUGUCUCUCUCACACACACACACACACACACACACACACACACACACACACACACACACACACAAACACACACGUGUGUGUGUAACACAAAUUAUUAAAUUAAUUUUAAGAAUCAGUCAAAUCUUCAGUAAGGCUGACUUAAACUGCAUUCACUUUUUAUUUUUUAUACAAAAUCACAAGUUUUCUGACACCUUUUCUUUUUUAACAUUUAGUCACCAAACCUAUUUCAUUUUUUAUGAGUGCAGCUAAAAAAUAUGAUGGAGCCACGUCAUAUCUAACAUAUUUUAUGUGUGUGUUUCCAGCUCUCAGAGAUGUGUGUGUGUAUGUGUGUGUGUGUGUGUGUGUGUGUGUGUGUGUGUGUGUGUGUGUGUGUGUGUGUGUGUGUGUGUGUGUGUGUGUGUCUGUGUGUUACAGCCAACCCUGAUCUCAUCAAAACAUGAAGCAGAGACUUUAACUUGUUGUUCUCUAAUCGUGCAUGUUUCUAUUUGUUGUUAUUGUUGUUUACUGAUGUAGUUGUCAUUGUUGUUGUUGUUACUGUGGCUCAGAUACAUUGCACCAUAAAUCAUAAACACACACACACACACACACACACACACACACACACACACACACACACACACACACACACACACACACACACACACACACCAGUCAUCGCUAAGCUAAGGCAUUACAGGAGGCUGAUGGAGAACUUUCCUUAUGAGAAUCAUGUGAGGAAACCACGCACAACUAUCCAGUCUGAGGUACAAAACCACCACAGGAUCAUUCCACUAAUUAUUCUAAGAAUAUUUCAAAAGUAUUUUUAGUGUUUUUUUCUUUAGAUCAACAGAAAACAGCAGGCUCUGUCAUCAAUAUGUUGCUCAUUGUGAAUUUUUUAAAUAAAAUGAAAUAAGUGAUCACAGCAUAAAUGGUUAA